Condylura cristata (star-nosed mole) is the source of this 945-nucleotide messenger RNA. Its product is annotated as olfactory receptor 52H1-like. NCBI's taxonomy places the organism in Eukaryota, Metazoa, Chordata, Mammalia, Eulipotyphla, Talpidae. Gene Ontology annotation, molecular function: olfactory receptor activity; G protein-coupled receptor activity. Gene Ontology annotation, biological process: G protein-coupled receptor signaling pathway. The record is from RefSeq and is a predicted model, not a curated record. The coding region runs from base 1 to 945 and encodes 314 amino acids. Gene Ontology annotation, cellular component: membrane. The transcript has a single exon.
AUGGCUACAUUCAACUUCAGUAGCUUCAAUCCAGGCACAUUCAUCCUUCUGGGAAUCCCAGAUCUGGAACAGUUCCAUAUCUGGAUCAGCAUUCCCUUCUUCAUUAUCUAUGUGGUAGCCAUGGCAGGCAAUUGUAUCCUUCUCUACCUAAUUUUCACAGAGCACAGCCUGCAUGAACCCAUGUUCUUUUUCCUCUCCAUGCUGGCUGCUACAGAUCUCAUCCUAUCUAAUACAUGUGUACCCAAAACCCUCAGGAUCUUCUGGAUAGGACCUCAGGAAAUCACAUUUCCAGGAUGCCUUACUCAGAUGUUUUUUCUCCACUUCAGCUUUGCUGUGGAUUCUGCCACACUGCUGGCAAUGGCAUUUGAUCGUUACGUUGCUAUCUGCCUCCCUCUAAGAUAUACCACAGUUCUUACCCAUCAGAGAAUUACUAAGAUUAUAAUAGGUAUUGUCAUCAGGAGCUUUUGUAUCAUGUUUCCAGUUGUAUUUUUAGUAAAGCGACUGCCUUUCUGUAGGACUCACAUUAUUCCCCACGCGUACUGUGAACACAUAGGUAUCGCCCGGCUAUCAUGUACAGACAUCUCCAUCAACAUCUGGUAUGGCUUUGGAGUGCCAUUAAUGGUCAUUAUUUCGGACGUGAUCCUCAUCGGAGUCUCCUACACUCUGAUACUCUGUGCUGUCUUUAGACUUCCAUCCCAGGAUGCCCGCCAGAAAGCUCUCAACACAUGCGGUUCCCAUGUUUGUGUUAUCUUGAUAUUCUAUAUACCAUGCUUCUUCUCUGUCCUCUCCCACCGUUUUGGUCACAACAUCCCUCUCUCCUUCCAUAUACUGGUUGCCAACCUCUAUGUAGUCAUUCCUCCUGCACUCAAUCCAAUUAUCUAUGGAGUGAGGACCAAGCAGAUUCGGGAUAAAAUCAUCCUACUCUUCUUCAAAAGGAUCCAGUGA